Messenger RNA from Ixodes scapularis (black-legged tick), 1236 nucleotides. Its product is annotated as neuronal acetylcholine receptor subunit beta-3. Gene Ontology annotation, biological process: nervous system process; regulation of membrane potential; chemical synaptic transmission. The transcript has 7 exons. Lineage: Eukaryota; Metazoa; Arthropoda; Arachnida; Ixodida; Ixodidae. The record is from RefSeq and is a predicted model, not a curated record. The coding region runs from base 1 to 1236 and encodes 411 amino acids. Gene Ontology annotation, molecular function: transmembrane signaling receptor activity; extracellular ligand-gated monoatomic ion channel activity; neurotransmitter receptor activity. Gene Ontology annotation, cellular component: membrane; synapse; neuron projection.
AUGGAACCGAGGAAAUGUCGUCGGAAUCUCUACUUAUAUGCGUUACUUUCCUGCAUCUAUUUGGCGGCAUCAGAUGAGGGCUCCCAAGUUUCUCAACAGAAAAGGCUGCUCCAGCACUUACUCGAUCCCACGAGGUACGACAAGGGAGCUCGACCGGUGCGGUUCAACUCAAACAUCACGCAUGUUCACCUGAACGUGUCGAUACAGAAUGUGGUUGACAUGGACCACUUCAAGCAAGCCCUUAAAGUCAAUACGCUGAUUGCAAUGAAAUGGGACGACGAAUUCCUGACCUGGAACUCAAGUGACUACGAUGGACUCUCUUACAUCAUCGUUCCAUCCGACAAUGUUUGGAUCCCUGCAUUCAUUUCUGGAAACCCGCUUUUCAGGAAUGCAACCCAUUAUUUGCACGAGGGAACCAAAACGUCAGUCCGAGUGGACUCCAAAGGAAAUGUGGUGAUGCACCAAACCAAGCAACUGCAAGCUCACUGUACGAGCACCGUGGACGGAUUCUCGAGCCUGCUCUAUUACUGCACCGUCAUCCUGAUACCCUGGAACUACAAAGGCUCCGAGGUCAACAUUCACGGUGCCAUCGACGUCGCCGGGCUCCACAACGCAAGCUGGGAUGCGUCCCACAUCGACAUGCACCUCGACGGGGGCACAUUGCCAUUUAUGGAAUUCAGCUUUAUGCUCAAAAGGAAGUACGAGACCAGCUGGGACCGCCCCACGGCUGCUGUCGUCAUCACCACCCUAAUCAUCUUCUGGCUGCCUUCAUCGCCGCCGAAGAUCACCCUCGGUGGCAUAAGCCUGCUGCUCACCACUUUCCUGAUAGACAGCGUGACCAAAGAGUUCACGGGCUCAAGCAACGUACCUCCCAUCGUCACAUUCCUGUGCCACUGCACAGUUCUGACCACUGCGUCGCUGCUGUGCGCCGUUGUCACGCUGAAGCUGCUGCACAACUCCCACGCCUGCCAGCCUCCCCGCUGCCUGAUGCGCCUGCUAGACGGGCGCUUGGGCAGUCUCCUGCUCGUCGGAGACUUCAAACUCGCCGACCGUCAAACUGAGAUGGCCCAAUUGACGGAAGACGCGUCUCCAGUGGUGGAAAGGACAGUCUCUCGUCGACGGGAGUGGCAAGCCGUGGCCCGUGCAGCAGAUAGAGUCCUCUUCCUUCUCUUCGCAACUUCGUUUGUCACUCUUCGCCUUUACGAUCAACUGUACCAUAAUGUACUGCACGUGUGA